AUGAAUCUUCCUCCCAAGGUAAAUAGUGCUAAAAGCUUUUUAUUAUUGAAUUCAAAAAGACAGUCUCUCCCAAGUCGAGCAUCUGAUGUUAAAAAGAUUGCAAGUUUUGGCACGAAAAGAAAAUCGUUGGAUUUCUCAGAUUCUUCUGCUCGAAAGUCAUUAAGAAGGAGAGUGACGUUUGGUCCACGACUAAGUCCAGAGGAAUUUGACAAAAGGCUUCCUCCUGCUUCUCCAUUGCGCAGAGGAAGCCUGCCCAAUCGCAAAAGAUCCAUUUUGAAUUCAGCAAAGCAUAAAAUAACUGCUGCUCCAGAAGAUAAGCGUUUCAAACAUUGCAAAGCAAUGAAACUCAAGUUUUCACCUAAGUGCUCGACUAGUUUAGUUGCGACACCGGUUAAUGACAAGAAUAGCUCUGAAGAUUCCGAGGAAAAAGUCCCUUCUGUUGCAAAAAGGCUUUUAUUUUCGGAAGUCCUGAAAAAACCUAUUCCCGUUGACGACUUGUUCCAGAAACCUGCUCCAUCUGGUAAUAAGCCCAAAGUGUUGAAUGUUCCAGCUGAUAAAUGUGUUAAAAAACUUGAAAAAUCAUCCACAGGGAAGGAAGUUAACAUGGAAUGCAGUUCAAGGGCUGAUUGUGACGGUAACCUAAACUUAGAUGAGCCUAAAUUGAAGUCACCCAUGAAUGUAAGUUUCUUGGGCAAUGAAACUGUUGAAAGCACAAGAAGGAGGCGUAAAUCUUCAGUUGCAAAACAAUUGAUAGCCACUGCUAAAACAGCCAUUAGACAAUCAAAAUUGUUGACUAUUAAAGAUACUCCUUCAAGUGAAGUUGCUGGUGAGGAUCUAAAGAUCUCAAAAGGAAGAAGACGUAGGGUACGUGCAGCCGUGACACCAAAGGCUUCUUCGACUAAAUCCCGCAAACGAGCUAACUCAUUAGUUAAAAAAGAUGCCACUUCUGACAGAGCAGUGAAAAAGAUUGCCCUUGAUGAUGAUCCAGAAAAAAGUUUGAAGAAUUCCGAUGGCACUCCAGCCAAGAGCAAGCUAAACACUCCAGCUAAGAGUAAAGGUCAGCCAACUGUUAAAAGUGUUGAAUUAACUGAUACUAGGACGCCCAUUAAAAGAAGAAAUUUGAGAAAAAGGAAUAUUGAAGUUGAGUCAAGUUCAUCAACUAAAAAGCAAAGCGUUGGUGAAGCACCAGACAUUAAACUUAUGUCUCCCAACUCUAAAACGGUCAAGAAGUCGCCGAGUAAAUUGGUUGCUGGGAGGAGAACAAGAGCAAAGCCCAAAAGAGAAAGCCUGAAACCCAAAGAUGUUCCAGUUGAAUUGAAAUCUCCUGUGAAGAAAAGAAGUACAAAGAAAAAUGAAGGAAUUAAAGAAGUGUCGUCUAGUACCAAAGCUGUUGAAGGGACACCAAGUAAAUCAAGAACUGGGAAAAGGAAAAGAGCUAGUGCUACAACAAGUAGUAAAAGAAGGAACCUGAAGUCCAAAGAUGCUCCAAUAGUGUUGAAUUCUCCUGUUGAAAAUUCAAAUGAUGACAGUACAAAGAAAGCAAAAGUUGCGAAGUUACCUUCCAAAACCAAAGGGGUUAGAAAACGCCCAAGUACAGGAAAGGAUUCAAUGCCGCAAAAAAGAGUUUCACCCAAAAGAGUGUCUCCUGAAAAGCGAAUUACUCGUUCCAUACGCAGGAAGAUUUCAGGAGAGAAAAAGAAUUGAUUCAUCUGAACUUCUGUUGUUUUAUUUUUCCUGCUGUAUUUUUCAUCAUAAAAAUGUUAUCUUAUCUUUCCCUGUUAUUUGUUGAAGUACUUGUUUUCAUCCUCAA
Messenger RNA from Uloborus diversus, 1810 nucleotides. RefSeq names its product probable replication factor C subunit 1. The coding region runs from base 1 to 1704 and encodes 567 amino acids. Gene Ontology annotation, biological process: regulation of chromosome segregation; regulation of mitotic nuclear division. The transcript is spliced from 11 exons. Lineage: Eukaryota; Metazoa; Arthropoda; Arachnida; Araneae; Uloboridae. Gene Ontology annotation, cellular component: chromosome; nucleus. The record is from RefSeq and is a predicted model, not a curated record.